CGGGCACGCGCUCGGAAGUCGGGGGUCGGCGCGGAGUGCAGGCUGCUCCCAGGGUGGUGAGGGAGGCGCGGAGGCGGCGCGCGGGGGCAGUGGUCGGCGGGCAGUGCGGUCCUCGCUAGGGGCGCCCACCAGUCAAUCUCUCCGGCGCGAGCCGCCGCCACCGCCCGCCCCGGAGACAGGCUCCUGGGCCCCCCGGCUCAAGCAGCGGAGCGGCCUCCGGGGGACACCGCUAGGCGAGAGGAACGUGCCUGCGCCCUUGCCUUCGCCCUGGCCCAGCGUGCGGGCUGCGGGAUGAGGGGUAGCCAGCGGGCCGCGCGGACCCUGCGGCCCCGGGGGCGGCUCUGGCCCGUGCUGGCCGUGCUGGCGGCCGCCGCGGCGGGCUGUGCCCGGGCAGCCAUGGACGAGUGCACGGACGAGGGCGGGCGGCCGCAGCGCUGCAUGCCCGAGUUCGUCAACGCCGCCUUCAACGUGACCGUGGUGGCCACCAACACGUGUGGGACUCCGCCCGAGGAGUACUGUGUGCAGACCGGGGUGACCGGGGUCACCAAGUCCUGUCACCUGUGCGACGCCGGGCAGCCCCACCUGCAGCACGGGGCAGCCUUCCUGACCGACUACAACAACCAGGCCGACACCACCUGGUGGCAAAGCCAGACCAUGCUGGCCGGGGUGCAGUACCCCAGCUCCAUCAACCUCACGCUGCACCUGGGGAAAGCUUUUGACAUCACCUAUGUGCGUCUCAAGUUCCACACCAGCCGCCCAGAGAGCUUUGCCAUUUACAAGCGCACGCGGGAAGACGGGCCCUGGAUUCCUUACCAGUACUACAGUGGUUCCUGCGAGAACACCUACUUGAAGGCAAACCGCGGCUUCAUCAGGACAGGAGGGGACGAGCAGCAGGCCUUGUGUACUGAUGAGUUCAGUGACAUUUCUCCCCUCACCGGGGGCAACGUGGCUUUUUCUACCCUGGAAGGAAGGCCCAGUGCCUAUAACUUUGACAAUAGCCCUGUGCUGCAGGAAUGGGUAACUGCCACUGACAUCAGAGUAACUCUUAAUCGCCUGAACACUUUUGGAGAUGAAGUGUUUAACGAUCCCAAAGUUCUCAAAUCCUAUUAUUAUGCGAUCUCUGAUUUUGCUGUGGGUGGCAGAUGUAAAUGUAAUGGACACGCAAGUGAGUGUAUGAAAAAUGAAUUUGAUAAGCUGGUGUGUAAUUGCAAACAUAACACAUAUGGAGUAGACUGUGAAAAGUGUCUUCCUUUCUUCAAUGACCGGCCGUGGAGGAGGGCAACUGCAGAAAGUGCCAGUGAAUGCCUGCCCUGUGACUGCAAUGGUCGAUCCCAGGAAUGCUACUUUGACCCUGAACUAUAUCGUUCUACUGGCCAUGGGGGCCACUGUACCAACUGCCAGGAUAACACAGAUGGCGCCCACUGUGAGAGGUGCCGGGAGAACUUCUUUCGCCUUGGAAACAAUGAAGCCUGCUCUCCGUGCCACUGUAGUCCUGUGGGCUCCCUGAGCACACAGUGUGAUAGCUACGGCAGAUGCAGCUGUAAGCCAGGAGUGAUGGGGGACAAGUGUGACCGUUGCCGGCCUGGAUUCCAUUCUCUUACUGAGGCAGGAUGCAGGUCAUGCUCUUGUGAUACCUCUGGCAGCAUAGAUGAAUGUAAUGUUGAAACAGGAAGAUGCGUAUGCAAAGACAACGUGGAAGGCUUCAAUUGUGAAAGAUGCAAACCUGGAUUUUUUAAUCUGGAAUCAUCUAAUCCUAGGGGUUGUACACCCUGCUUCUGCUUUGGGCAUUCAUCUGUCUGUACAAAUGCUGUUGGCUACAGUGCAUAUUCCAUCUCCUCUACCUUUCAGAUUGAUGAAGAUGGGUGGCGUGUGGAACAGAGAGAUGGCUCUGAAGCAUCUCUUGAGUGGUCCUCUGAGAGGCAAGAUAUUGCCGUGAUCUCAGACAGCUACUUUCCUAGGUACUUCAUUGCUCCAGCAAAGUUCUUGGGCAAGCAGGUGUUGAGUUAUGGUCAGAACCUCUCCUUCUCCUUUCGAGUGGACAGGCGAGAUACUCGUCUCUCUGCAGAAGACGUUGUGCUUGAGGGAGCUGGCUUAAGAGUAUCUGUGCCCUUGAUCGCUCAGGGCAAUUCCUAUCCAAGUGAGACCACUGUGAAGUAUGUCUUCAGGCUCCAUGAAGCAACAGAUUACCCUUGGAGGCCUGCUCUUACCCCUUUUGAAUUUCAGAAGCUCCUAAACAACUUGACCUCUAUCAAGAUCCGUGGGACGUAUAGUGAGAGAAGUGCUGGGUAUUUGGAUGAUGUCACCCUGGCAAGUGCUCGUCCUGGGCCUGGAGUCCCUGCAACUUGGGUGGAGUCCUGUACCUGUCCUGUGGGAUAUGGAGGGCAAUUUUGUGAGAUGUGCCUCUCAGGUUACAGAAGAGAAACUCCGAGUCUUGGACCAUACAGUCCAUGUGUUCUUUGCACCUGCAAUGGACACAGUGAGACCUGUGACCCUGAGACAGGUGUUUGUAACUGCAGAGACAAUACAGCUGGCCCACACUGUGAGAAAUGUAGUGAUGGGUACUAUGGAGAUUCCACUGCAGGCACCUCCUCUGAUUGCCAACCCUGUCCGUGUCCUGGAGGCUCAAGUUGUGCUGUUGUCCCUAAGACAAAGGAGGUGGUGUGUACCAACUGUCCUACUGGCACCACUGGUAAGAGAUGUGAGCUCUGUGAUGAUGGCUACUUUGGAGACCCCCUGGGUAGAAACGGCCCUGUGAGACUUUGCCGCCUAUGCCAGUGCAAUGACAACAUCGAUCCCAACGCAGUUGGAAAUUGCAAUCGCUUGACUGGAGAAUGCCUGAAGUGCAUCUAUAACACUGCUGGCUUCUAUUGCGACCGGUGCAAAGGCGGAUUUUUUGGAAAUCCCCUGGCUCCCAAUCCAGCAGACAAAUGCAAAGCCUGCAAUUGCAUUCCACAUGGAACAGUGAAGCAGCAGAGCAGCUGUAACCCUGUGACGGGGCAGUGUGAAUGUCUGCCUCAUGUGACUGGCCGGGACUGUGGUGCUUGCGACCCUGGAUUCUACAACCUGCAGAGUGGGCAAGGCUGUGAGAGGUGUGACUGCCACCCCUUGGGCUCCACCAAUGGGCAGUGUGACAUCCGCACCGGCCAGUGUGAGUGCCAGCCUGGCAUCACUGGUCAGCACUGUGAGCGCUGUGAGGUCAACCACUUUGGGUUUGGACCUGAAGGCUGCAAACCCUGUGACUGUCAUCCUGAGGGGUCUCUUUCACUCCAGUGCAAAGAUGAUGGUCGCUGCGAAUGCAGAGAAGGCUUUGUAGGAAGUCGCUGUGACCAGUGUGAAGAAAACUAUUUCUACAAUCGAUCUUGGCCUGGCUGCCAGGAAUGUCCGGCUUGUUACCGGCUAGUAAAGGAUAAGGUUGCUGAUCAUCGAGGGAAGCUCCAGGAGUUAGAGAGUCUCAUAGCAAACCUUGGAACUGGGGAUGAGAUGGUGACAGAUCAAGCCUUUGAGGAUAGACUAAAGGAAGCAGAGAGGGAAGUUAUGGACCUCCUUCGUGAGGCCCAGGAUGUCAAAGAUGUUGACCAGAAUUUGCUGGAUCGCCUACAGAGAGUGAAUAACACUCUGUCCAGCCAAAUUAGCCGUUUACAGAAUAUCCGGAAUACCAUUGAAGAGACUGGAAACUUGGCUGAACAAGCACGUGCCCAUGUAGAGAGCACAGAGCAGUUGAUUGAAAUCGCAUCCAGAGAACUUGAGAAAGCAAAAGUCGCUGCUGCCAAUGUGUCAGUCACUCAGCCAGAAUCUACAGGGGACCCAAACAAUAUGACUCUUUUGGCAGAAGAGGCUCGAAAGCUCGCUGAACGUCAUAAACAAGAAGCUGAUGACAUUGUACGAGUGGCGAAGACAGCCAAUGAUACAUCAACUGAGGCAUACAACCUGCUUUUGAGGACAUUGGCAGGAGAAAAUCAAACAGCAUCUGAGAUUGAAGAGCUUAAUAGAAAGUAUGAACAAGCGAAGAACAUCUCACAGGAUCUGGAGAAACAAGCUGCCCAAGUACACGAGGAGGCCAAAAGGGCUGGUGACAAAGCUGUGGAGAUCUAUGCCAGUGUGGCUCAGCUGAGCCCUGUGGACUCUGAAACCCUGGAGAAUGAAGCAAAUAACAUUAAGAUGGAAGCUGAGAAUCUGGAACGUCUGAUUGACCAGAAGUUGAAAGAUUAUGAGGACCUCAGGGAAGACAUGAGAGGAAAGGAACUUGAAGUCAAGAACCUUCUGGAGAAAGGAAAGACUGAACAGCAGACCGUGGACCAACUCCUAGCCCGAGCUGAUGCUGCCAAAGCCCUCGCCGAAGAAGCUGCAAAGAAGGGACGGAAUACCUUACAAGAAGCUAAUGACAUUCUCAACAACCUGAAAGAUUUCGAUAGGCGCGUGAACGAUAACAAGACAGCUGCAGAGGAGGCGCUAAGGAAGAUUCCGACCAUCAACCAGACCAUCAUUGAAGCCAAUGAAAAGACCAGGGAUGCCCAGCAGGCCCUGGGCAACGCUGCAGCAGAUGCCACGGAGGCCAAGAACAAGGCCCACGAGGCAGAGAGGAUCGCGAGCGCUAUCCAAAAGAAUGCCACCAGCACCAAAGCAGAAGCUGAAAGAACUUUUGCAGAAGUUACAGAUCUGGAUAAUGAAGUGACCAAUAUGCUGAAGCAACUACAGGAGGCAGAAAAAGAGCUAAAGAGAAAACAAGAUGACGCUGACCAGGACAUGAUGAUGGCAGGGAUGGCCUCGCAGGCUGCUCAAGAAGCUGAGAUCAACGCCAGAAAAGCCAAAAACUCUGUUACUAGCCUCCUCAACAUGAUUAAUGACCUCUUGGAGCAGCUGGGGCAGCUGGACACAGUAGACCUGAAUAAGCUAAAUGAGAUUGAAGGCACCCUGAACAAAGCCAAAGAUGAAAUGAAGGUCAGUGAUCUUGAUAGGAAAGUGUCUGACCUGGAGAAUGAAGCCAAGAAGCAGGAAGCUGCCAUCAUGGACUAUAACCGCGAUAUUGAGGAGAUUAUGAAGGACAUUCGCAAUCUGGAAGACAUCAGGAAGACCUUACCAUCUGGCUGCUUCAACACCCCAUCCAUUGAAAAGCCCUAGCGUCUCUAGGGCUGGAAGGCAGCAUCCCUCUGACGGGGGCAGUUGUGAGGCCACAGAGUGCCUUGACACAAAGAUUACAUUUUUCAGACCCCUACUCCUCUGCUGCCCUCCACCACUGUCCUUUUGAACCAGGAAAAGUCACAAAGUUGAAAGAGAAGCAAAUUAAACAUCCUGAAUCGGGAACAAAGGGUUUUAUCUAAUAAAGUCUCUCUUCUACUCACGUUGCUACCUUACCCACACUUUCCCUUCUGAUUUGCAUGAGGACGUGGCAUCCUACGUUACUGUACGGUGGCAUAAGCACAUCAUGUGAGUCCAUGUAUGCCAGGGCAGAGCAAGUAGCCCUCCCCUGUCUCAUCGAUACCAGGAGAACCUCCUGUCUCAGUACUCUUGUUUCUAUGAAGGAAAAGUUUGGCUACUAAUAGUAGCAUUGUGAUGGCCAGUAUAUCCACUCUAUGGAUAAAGAAAAUGCAUCUGCAUCUCCUGCCCCUCUUCUUCUAAGCAAAAGGAAAUAAACAUCCUGUGCCAAAGGUAUUGGUCAUUUAGAAUGUCAGUAGCCAUCCAUCAGUGCUUUUAGCUAUUUUGAGUAUAAGACACUGAGCCAUCCACAGGUCAGGAUGCAAUUAUUUAUAAAAGUCUCCAAGUGAAAAUGGCUGAAGAAGAUUUUUCUAGUAUAUUACUAAUUGACUAGGAAGAUAAACUUUUUUCAGAUCUUUUGGGCAGCUGAUAAUUUAAAUCUGGAUGGGCAGCUUGCACUCACCAAUAGACCAAUAGACAUCUUUUGAUAAAUGGAACUUAGAAGAAAUGGGGAUAUGAUAACCACUAAAGUUUUAUUUUCAAAAUCAAACUAAUUACAGCUUUUUUAUGAGGUUAGUCUUGGAAUUAGUGUUAAGUAUUUGGCAGAGAACAGUUAAUCCCUAAGGUCUUGACA
Molecule: messenger RNA, 6046 nt
Organism: Cebus imitator (Panamanian white-faced capuchin)
Lineage: Eukaryota; Metazoa; Chordata; Mammalia; Primates; Cebidae
Gene: LAMC1
Product: laminin subunit gamma 1
Exons: 28
Coding region: 292-5118 (1608 amino acids)
Molecular function (GO): extracellular matrix structural constituent
Source: RefSeq, a predicted model, not a curated record